AUGGGUGUCCGCAAAGUCAUCUUCUGCUGGCGGGUCCGCCUGACCUACGCCUGCGGGCACCUCUUCGAGUCGGCCACGGACCACCGGUGCGGUCCCACGCGACAGGGCUGCAUGGGCUGGAUCACGAACAAGGUGCUCGCCAAGCAAUGCUGCGACUGCGAUCCUGAUGGGGGGAAGAAGGGCCUGCACGAGGACAUGGAGGCUGCGGGCGCCAGCGUAGGGAGCGAGACGCCUCUGGCAUCGGCGACGGUGGAGAGAGGAUGGACGUUGUUGGAGCCGGGGAAGGAGAUCGGGUCGAGUUCGGGGUGGGGGGAGUGGGAAGGGUCGGGGAUGAAGAGGAGGGGUGAUUAG
This is a messenger RNA of Thermochaetoides thermophila DSM 1495, 351 nucleotides long. RefSeq lists its product as uncharacterized. Lineage: Eukaryota; Fungi; Ascomycota; Sordariomycetes; Sordariales; Chaetomiaceae. The transcript has a single exon. The coding region runs from base 1 to 351 and encodes 116 amino acids. The record is from RefSeq and is a predicted model, not a curated record.